AUGUCGGUGCAACCCUUGCUGAAUACGUCGUGGACGCUCCAUCGACUUUCUCCUCUGCAGCAUCCCGAGUUCCAGACCCUUCUUGGCAACCAGGUCGCUCUCAAGACGUAUGCGAACCGUUUACGCGAGCAACUCAUCGGCAACAGUGUCACGGGCGCGUAUAUCGGCACUACCCCGUUGGCUGCUGCUGCGGACGAGGAGGCGCUUUCCAAGACCGGCGCGCUCAAGGCGUGUACCUGGGAGCCCAUCGAUAUCCCCGACGAGGACGGCCAAUCGAGUAUCUCUGGGAUCUCGAUUGUCCUCGAGUACGAGAAUGCAGUCUACAAAGCUGCGCUGUUAGCGGGGCGAGACGGGCAAGGCAGUCGUGGGGAUAACGCGACGACCGCUCUCCCUUUACUCCUCACACGACUGCCGAACGCGCUGCGCCAGACGGUCACGACGUUUCUCUCUGCUACUUUCGACGUGUAUUGCGCGCUGCUCCGGCUGCCCCCUUAUUUCUUGUGUACGGGGCUGGAGAGGUAUCUGCAUAAUCUGACGGGAGGUUCUUCGGGCCCUGUCAUGGACCCUAGCAGCGAUCCGAGGUUCAUUCUAGAGGAUGUGGUGAAGGAAAUGCAGCUCACCCUGUCAUUCUCUCAACCAAUUGCACCCUCGCUAAAGUCACUGAAUGUCAACGUUCCUCGCGAGUCGUUCUCCCAAUUCGUCCUUCCCUCUACCAAUGCACCUGCCGCUAGCAAAACGCCCUUUUUAACGAGUCUUGGCACCUAUCUCGAGACCCAUCUUGCGAUGAAGCUCGACUUGGACGACUUGUCCGGUCAAAAAACCUUGGCUCAUCAAUAUAUCCGCCUUUCCAAAGUUGCGUGCAGUGCCUUUGUCCUCGGCACGGAAGGAAGACUCAAGCUGGUUGCAAACCUAGCCGAGGACGACGAUGACGAGGCAGCUCUCAGCCAAAAGAAUCUGCGUGUCUUGUCUGCGUGUAAGGAGCUCCUACAAGCCAUCAUUGACAGGGCGGCUGCAGGUGAACAUGCAACAACAUGA
Messenger RNA from Penicilliopsis zonata CBS 506.65, 1035 nucleotides. RefSeq lists its product as hypothetical. Lineage: Eukaryota; Fungi; Ascomycota; Eurotiomycetes; Eurotiales; Aspergillaceae. The record is from RefSeq and is a predicted model, not a curated record. The transcript has a single exon. Bases 1 to 1035 code for a protein of 344 amino acids.